Antechinus flavipes (yellow-footed antechinus) is the source of this 2152-nucleotide messenger RNA. RefSeq names its product chromosome 4 C17orf58 homolog (gene C4H17orf58). The record is from RefSeq and is a predicted model, not a curated record. The transcript has 5 exons. NCBI's taxonomy places the organism in Eukaryota, Metazoa, Chordata, Mammalia, Dasyuromorphia, Dasyuridae. The coding region runs from base 42 to 1028 and encodes 328 amino acids. Gene Ontology annotation, molecular function: protein binding.
CUGAAAGCUCAGCUUUAGAGACUGCCAAAGUGGUCUUCACAAUGCCAUCAGAGAGAGCUUUCUGGCUUCUCUGCCUGCUCAUUGCAUCAUCCUCAGAAACCCCAGUGACAGAGAGAAAAGAUUCACUCUCAUAUCCAAUAGAGAAGACUUGGGCUCAAGGCUCACUGGGAGCCCACACUCCUGGAACCUGGAGGGACAAGUGGAGGAAGACCAGACCCCGGCCUCGGAUGGAGAACAGCACUGGUGCUCGAAAGGACAUAACCUUGGAACUGAGAAGCCCGUGGCCACCUCGUAUGGCAGUUGCGCCACUGGACAAUAGCGUCAACAAGCGGCGCCAGUCCCGGCGGGUGACUUGGCCCAUGCUCUUGUACCCACGGGCUCAAGGGCCACCCUUCUCUGGUCCUGGGCCUGCGUGGGUGGAGGACCAGUGCCCACCCGUUGAGGGGCACCUCAACUCUCCUGGACGAACCAGUCCUGACCAGGAGGGAGCACCCCUGAGCAACCGAUCAAAAGCUUCCUGGCUCAGCCAUCAGCAGGCCCGCCUUCGCCCGCCCAGCAGAGGUAUUGGACACAUGGAGAAAAUCUGUGAGACUGACUGCAAAUGGGAUAUGGAUGAAAAGGAAUUCUAUUGCAUGAGUGAAUUUGCAGUGAAUGGAAUCGUUCAUGAUGUAGAAGUAAUUGGUGAAGGCAUCCGGCUGGUCUCUCUGCUGGUCAAUAGUCAUGGGCUGUACAAGACAAACCGCCUGUAUGUCACCCCAGAUGGCUUCUUCUUCAGAAUACAUGUGCUUGUAUUGGAUUCCUCCAGCUGCAAUAAACCAUAUGCAGAUUUUAAAUUUGGUAGCAGGUAUAUCGUAAUGGGUCACAUCUACCACAAGAGAAGGCAGCUCUCCACAGCUUUGCUGCAGGUGUUACAAGGGCGUCUAAGACCUGGAGAUGGAUUGCUCAGGAGCAGUAGCAGUUAUGUGAAAAGAUUUAACCGCAAAAGGGAGGAGAAAAUCCAAAGGGCAGCUCAUACCAAGUGUAUCUGAAUCCCCUUUCAGAGCUUUUCAGAGGUCUAGCCCUGUUAGGAGUCAUUGACUUGAAGGACAUCCGCCUUCAUGUAGCCUGGCCUUUCAGGCUAGGUCCACAAUGCUUCCUUGGAACUCUUUGAGCUCAGCUCUUACAAGUCAAUAGAGGGUUCCUUUCAGCACUGCUAAUGUUAAGGAUGUUGUCAUUUCUGAAUAUAUUAAAUGUCUCUAAAUUUUUUUAAGUUCGGUUGCAGAUAUAGUACAAGGCAGUGGUCCACAGAUUUGUGAUUAUUGGUCUCCUCAGUCAUGGGUUACUGUUUUGUACUCACUUUAUUUUUAAGGCUUAAUUUUUUUUUAUUUUGUGUUCUGCUGCUUUAAAUUGAACAUUAUGAUUGUCUAGGAAAAAACAAUUCACAGAAAAUAUUUUCUUUUUAUUGAAUUCUCAAAGUUUAGCUCUUUUUCUGACAUAACUUAUCUAAAUCAUUUAAACUUAUCAAAUUUUUUAUCCAAAACAUCACUUAAAAAUACAUUUUUGGGGGGAUUGGGACUCACCUCUAUGUUUUCAUCUGUAUGAGAAAUUCCUAGUGUGGAAAAACUUCUAGCAGUCUUGAUUUAUAGGCAGUUCUAUAGUUCUAAAGAGUUUUCUGGGGCAUUGAGAGAUUAAUUACUUACUCUUGAUUACAAAGACAGUAUUUUCAAAAGCAGGACCAAAUCUUAGUUUUUUUCUAACUCCAAGGCUGAUCUAACCAUUCUACCAAUCUGCUUCUCUAAUAAUAAAUAUACUUAUGUGAAGAAAUAUAACUAUGAAUUUUUUUUGAUAUUUUAUAGAUCCCAAAAUCAAGCAAUCAAGUAUUUCUUAAUAACCAGCCAUGUGCCGGGAAAUAUCCUAGGUUCUGGGGAUAGAAAUACAAAGAAAUUGGUGCUCAGGAUAAGUAUUUAAAUUUUACCCUUUUUCCCCCUUGAGAUUACUGAAGGAUUUACUUAAAACGAAAUUUUAUCUACCUGAACAUUUCUGAUAAGACAAACAUACCGGAUUUAUUUUCAUACUUGGCUACUUUUGAUAAUUUAUAUCUGUGCUAAAUGGAUUUUCCAAAAGUGGUAAAAAAUUAAUUCUGAGUGUAUUAAAUGUAAUUAAAGAAAUUUAA